This is a messenger RNA of Pocillopora verrucosa, 2383 nucleotides long. Its product is annotated as lipoma-preferred partner-like. The record is from RefSeq and is a predicted model, not a curated record. NCBI's taxonomy places the organism in Eukaryota, Metazoa, Cnidaria, Anthozoa, Scleractinia, Pocilloporidae.
AGUCGUUCCAAACAAGGCAAGCCCACAUACAGAGCCACAGUUCACUUUGUCAGGAGUACAAUACAACUUAGCGGUUGACUGAUCUUGUGUUAGCUGAUAACAAUGGCCUCCAGGACUCCAGUUCGCUUAGACCCAGUAACAGGCAAAAAGAUUCCACCGCCUGUUUCGCCGAAGCCUGUCAGAAUGACAGCCACACGGUUAACGAAAGCGAAUUCCAGACCGCCACCACCAUCGCUUCAGUCUUCAGGUGGAAUGAAAAGCACUGAAGAAGAACUUGACGCACUAACUGAUCUUCUUGUGAAGAAUUUGGAGAAUACAGGCGAUCCAGACUUUUUCGGAAUGUGCAGUAAAUGUGGGCAGAAAGUCUCAGGAGAGGGGACGGGUUGUACUGCCAUGGAAAAAUUAUUCCACAUCAAGUGUUUCCUUUGUGACAAAUGUGGAUGUCAGCUGACUGGCAAGGUGUUCUACAAAGUGGAAGAGGAAGUGUUUUGUGAGGCAGACUAUCUAGAUACACUGGAGACCUGUUGGGCUUGUAACAAACGUAUCACAGAAAGGAUUCUACGGGCCACUGGGAAAUGUUUUCAUCCAGACUGUUUUGUGUGUGAAGUUUGUAGUAAAAAACUUGAUGGAAUACAGUUCACAGUGGACAACUUUAAUAUAAUCCAUUGCAUUGAGGACUACUAUAGGAAAUACUCUCCAAGAUGUGCAGCUUGCAAUCAGCUUAUAGUCCCUGAAGAGGGUCAAGAAGAAACUGUUCGUAUUGUCUCAAUGAAUAAGGAUUUUCAUGUCAAGUGCUAUGUUUGUGAGGACUGCAGUGCCCCUUUAUCAGCAGAGAAGGGUGGCUCUGGCUGUUAUCCUUUGGACAAUCACCUUCUAUGUCAAGACUGCAACGCAAUCCGUGUUCAGAAGAUGACAGCUGAACUAGAUUAUAGGCCAGCACGGCCUUUGACAACUGAACUAUGAGACCUGUGUGGUUACUAACAAGUAGAAGCUGACUUUGUGAAUGAGGACAAUGUAUUAUCAAUGGUUAUGUUAUUAUAAUUAACUACUUCAUUGUUAACUGGGAAUGGUUGUCAGAAAUUCAUUGUGUCUGCAGUGUCAAGGAACACAGUCUCUGACUUUGAAAUUCAGCACCAGCUUGAUUGUCAUGGAAGAAGUUUCCUUAACUUGUUUGGACUGUUUUUAGAAAUUAGUAUAAGUGAUUUGUCUUCUAAAAGGUUGUAUAGAAAAGUCUUGUCUCAGGGUAAGAAUAAAGCAUUAGUCAGUUGUAAAGGGACUGAACUUUCCUUCUUCUGAUGAAACUUCUUCACCAUGUGAGCUGAUAAAGUGAUUACCCGUCCCGCUGGUUGGGGCUGAACAUUGGUGCAAAUGUUUCUGAAGAAGAAAAAGAGCCUCCUGUUCCUUUACUAAAGCAAUAAAGCACUGAGAUUUUCAUAGGUUUAUUAUGGUUAAAGCAAGUUUGCAGCAGUACACAAAAUUCCUGUUUGGUUGCUACCUGAACAGAAUAUCUGUUAGAUGCUUUCAAUUGUACAAUAAUUUUAAAGUUUUCGCAGAUUAUAACUAUCACCAGCUGGGAGUUUAUGGCUUGACAUAGAAUGGCAGAGUAUAAAAAUAGCAAUGAAUAAAUCAAUCAUUGUUCAGAAAUUAUGGAAGUUUGUAAUGCCAUGGUUGACUGUUGUUCAGAGAAAAAGGUUUUGAUAGAAUAUGAAACAAUUUUUUUUGGUGAUUUAGUUUGUUUGUUGGUUUUCUUUUUGUGGUAUAUUAUAACAAAGGGUAUAUUUAUUUAACCCUUUAACUCCCAUGUGUGACCAAGGUCGAGGCAGACCAUUGCAUAACAUUAUCACAAAAAUAUCAAGCUGACAAGAGAUGAGAAUAAAAGAAAGUAUCAAUUAGGGGAUAACUGGUUGAUCCAAUUCAAAAUUCUCUGCUCUAACACCAUAAGAAUUGUAUGGCAGAUGGCAAGGAGAAUUACUUGAGAGAACUUGGGUGUGAGAGGGUUGGAAAGAUAAGUUCACUUUUGAAUUUGUGUGUAGUUUCAAAUAGAAUGUUUUAAGUAAAUUUUCAAGAUAACACGCACUUUGACAAAUGAAUAAAAAAAAUCUUGAUUUAUUUAGUGUACUAAAGUUCCUACUAUGAACAGGAAUUGCAAUGGUCACCUGCACCUUUUUUGAGCAGAAAGCUGAUGUGGAGAAAUAUAUGAGCUUAGGGAUAUUGAUUGGCAUUUAAAGCCAAAUUCUUACUACUAAAAUUUUAAGACAUUUAUGGCAGGUACUGGAAAGAAUUGAUGUGUAGAUCUUAGGCAUAAGAAGUCUAACAGUUGAUCUUAGAACAAGUUUGGCUCUUUCAGAAAAAGGAAAAUUAAAGGAUGAACCUUCUUAUAAGA